CGCCAUUGGAACGCUUCGAACACAUCACAUUUGCAAAACCGACGCAAGGAGCGGCGUCCGUGGGUCUUCAAUUAAGUCAAUCAACGCGCGGCGACACAGUUCUUGAAGCGUGAGAGCGUGCGUCCGCCAAUAAACGACUCAGCUGUGACACUGCUAUCAAUGGCAAAGUCGAGCACGCCGCCCGCAUCCGUCCUGCGCGCCCGCCAGAGGGCCUUGACGGCAUGGUCUUAACAUGCCAUCGACGCGAAACCGCCAUUGACGCGCGCGCCGCUACGCACGAGCUCGCGAGCGACACCGCUCGUCUCGCAGGCUCCGUAAAAAUGGCUACCUACGCAACGCUCCCUGAAACCACCGCGGCCGAGGACCAGCAGCCUCGCCGCUUCAAGGUCCUCGUCGGUGGCGCCGCCAUCGCUGCAUUCGUGCUCGGCGCUCUCGCCGCGACGGCUACGUCGGUGGCCGCGCCGCCGAGCGCGACGAACCUCCGAUCGUCGGCCAUUGACCAGAUCCGCCUGAAAGAGGACCCGAACUGGUGCCUCGCGGUCGAGAACCACCGCACUGUUUCUCAGUACUCGCGCCUCGAGAUCUACGAGUGUAAGCCGAAACGCGAUGCGGCCCAGUACGGCCAAAGCUUCAAGCCUUUCACGAACUCCGACGGCAAGAUGCAGAUCCGCUACGUGGGCGCACAGAUUGACAACUCUGUACUGUGUGUCUCGGCUCCCAUGAAGGGGUACGAGUACCAGAAAAAAGAUUCUUUCUAUCUCGACGACUGCGGUUCUCCGGCCGCCGGGACGGCUGCCGGUGAGCAGUUUUCGUACUACCACUCGAACGGCGGCAUUGGUACGUUUAAGCUGAACAGCCGCGCCCUCGAGUCCCAGGACAUCUGUAUGAAGGUCAAGGACGGGAAGCUUAAGGAUCGCCAGGCCAUCGUGGGCGCGAAGUGCACGGGCAACGGCGGCGUCUUCGACACGGCUCAGCUCUGGACGAUCGGCGGCUCGGCGCCUCGCCCGCCGACCCCGGCGCCGCGCCCCGGCGGCCAGAAGUGCGGCGACAUUUGUUUCCGCGACAGCGACUGCCUCACGUCCGGUGGCUUCGGUUGCACGCGUUGCUCGUCCUACGACGUGGGCGCCCACGGAACGUGCUACUAAGGACGCCCCCGC
This is a messenger RNA of Pelagomonas calceolata, 1157 nucleotides long. Lineage: Eukaryota; Pelagophyceae; Pelagomonadales; Pelagomonadaceae. The record is from the annotation of a GenBank genome assembly.